AUGAGGAGUUGGAAUAAUGACAAGUUUAGAAUGAGUAACGAAAGUUGGGAAAUGGGAAGGAAAGGGUCAAUGGUUGUUAUGGCGAGUGGGUCCCACCCAGCCGAAGAGACUGGAGUCGUUGAUUUGAUUGGUGUUGAUGGAAAUUCACCUAGCAAAACAUAA
This is a messenger RNA of Sphenostylis stenocarpa, 162 nucleotides long. Lineage: Eukaryota; Viridiplantae; Streptophyta; Magnoliopsida; Fabales; Fabaceae. The record is from the annotation of a GenBank genome assembly.